Messenger RNA from Onychostoma macrolepis, 2943 nucleotides. RefSeq names its product tribbles pseudokinase 3 (gene trib3). The record is from RefSeq and is a predicted model, not a curated record. NCBI's taxonomy places the organism in Eukaryota, Metazoa, Chordata, Actinopteri, Cypriniformes, Cyprinidae. Gene Ontology annotation, cellular component: nucleus. Gene Ontology annotation, molecular function: ATP binding; mitogen-activated protein kinase kinase binding; protein kinase activity. The transcript has 4 exons. The coding region runs from base 855 to 1898 and encodes 347 amino acids. Gene Ontology annotation, biological process: protein phosphorylation; positive regulation of proteasomal ubiquitin-dependent protein catabolic process; regulation of MAP kinase activity.
AAGAACAGCAUCAUCGAGUCAGGCUGGUGUAACGCACUGAGCAUAUUAGACGUGCCCAGCCAAAGUGAGACUUUACAGUCAGACGGUCAGGCUGAGGGGCCACGUCUGAUUUGUGAUCUCAUUACUAAAAGGACCUUUAUUUCGGCAGCAACAAAAGACCAACCAAAGGACUACUUUUUCAUUUCUGUGCUGUCACCAAUUCGGACGCGUCCUCCGGUUAAACUUUCUUCGGACAAUUCCUUGUGUGUCGUAAAGCAAAACUUACAGUUAAGUGCGUUUAACAGCGUUUCAUCAAGUUUUAUUUGUCCGGUACUCGCCGUGAAAGAUCUAAAACUAUAUCCUAACACCAAAGGACGUUACACCAACAGUGAAAAUCAAGAUCCAAGGAAAUAUUGUCCAUGCAGGACGCGUUCAUUCAGCGGGAAUAAGGAACAAAGACAUUCGUGCCAACAACUGAAGAUCUCUUGGUGUUGCCGCCAGACUUACAAGUAUCAAUUUGCUCAAUCUCCAGGACAAAGAAAAGGACAGAACACGCAUGGAAAAGGUCUAAUUGUGCACGAAUAUCUGCAAAACACUUUGAAGCCGGAGUUACUUUUCAAAUCACCUAACGUUACUGUAUAAGGCACGCGCCUCCUUUCAAACGGACUCAUAUUUAUUCUGCAUUCAUUGGAGACGACAUUUUCUUUCUUAUGUCGAGACUUAACUACAGCUGACAGUUUCCCAGUGCUCAUUUCAUAAUAUUGAGUGUUUUCCCCCGGUGGAAAUGUUCUCUGACAAGUAGACACAACUAAGUGCGCCUGUAGUUUUCAUUGUUCUGUUUUGGAGAGGAGCGGGUCCUUUGUCUGAGCAGCGAGAUGAGUAUGAACCUGUCAACUCCUACACCUCCACUGCGACUGAAGCGAGUAGACUUUGAGGACUCUCACAACACCGAUACAUUCAAAUGCAAGCGCCGCAGACUUAGCCAGCCUCCAUCCCCUGGUCUCGCGCCCUGUCUUCACCCCCUGUCCCAGAGCCUUGAGCAGCCGGGGUCAGAGAAGCACCAUGUCUCGCGUAUUGGGCCCUACAUCCUGCUGGAGGCCACAGAAGGAGCUCAGACGUUCAGAGCGGUUCAUCAGGUCACGGAACAGGAGUACACAUGCAAGGUGUUUUCCAUUAAGAAGUAUCACGAGUUCAUUGCACCCUACACGCGUCUGCUUCCACACAGCAACAUCUGCAAGAUCUCAGAGGUGGUGCUCGGGGAGGCCAACGUGUACAUAUUCUUCGAGCGUAACUAUGGAGAUAUGCACUCAUACGUGCGCACCUGCAAGAGGCUGCAGGAGGAUGAGGCAGUGCGCCUGUUUGGCCAGAUGGCAGCUGCGGUCGCACACUGUCAUGAGAACGGUGUCAUUUUAAGAGACCUUAAACUGCGCAAGUUCGUGUUCACAGAUCCACAGAGAACAAAGCUAGUCUUGCAAAACCUGGAGGACUCCUGUCUUCUUAACGGGAAUGACGAUUCGCUGACGGACAAACAUGGCUGCCCAGCCUACGUUGGCCCGGAGAUCUUAAACUCACGGCACUCGUACUCAGGGAAGGCUGCCGACGUAUGGAGCCUUGGCGUUGUUCUCUACACCAUGCUAGUAGGACGUUAUCCAUUUCAGGACGUGGAACCCACAGCACUGUUCAGCAAAAUUCGCAGGGGUGCGUUCACCAUCCCAGAGACUCUUUCACCCAGGGCUAAGUCACUGGUGUGUUGCAUGCUGAGGAAGUCUCCCUCGGAGAGGCUCGAGGCUGGAGAUAUACUCAUCCACCCGUGGUUCCACUGUAACAACAACGUAUCCCUCAACCAGCACUCCAGCACCAGACACUCGACAGAUCAGGUGGUGCCUGAUUUUGAACCAAAUGAGAAUGAAGAUUGUUAAUGAGCUGCUUCAUUCUGUUUACCCACAAUCAAGGGGAUUGGACUCUAUGGAGAAAGAGAUAUUGCCUCGUAAGGUAUGCAGAGUUCAAGGGCAUCAAAUGGAAGAGAUUCCAUUAACUAUAACAGUACUGUUUUUUACCUUGCGAGGAACUGCUGAGGUUUUCAGGAUGGUCCAGAGACUGACCUUGUAGUCUUUACAGACAGAACUGUGUUUCUUACCUCUGAAAAUAUCCAUUUGUGGUGAUCCCUCCAAGAAAACGACACCGGAGGACAAAGACGUUAGUUCACGGCACAGCUUCGUUCCUGAAAGAGAGUCAUGAGGCUUGUGCACAUGAUUUUAACAUCAGUAUUGUCUAAUCAGUGCAUGGAUUUCCCAUUGUACACCCAUGUUGUGUAAAUUAAAGUACCUCUAACUUAAUUCCUGGUAUACUUGAUGCACACUUUGUGCCUUUUAUGUACUGUUUACAUAUUUUUGCAGUGGAAAAAUACAGAUUUGACUAUUUAAAGUGCCUUUUUUCUCUCCAGUAAAACAGCCAAUGUUGUUGUUGUUGUUGGACUUGUUGAAGUACCAAAGAUUUGAGUUUUUUUCCUCCCCCAGUCUGAGCGUGUGUAUCUGCAACGGGUCAGCACGAGUGCUCAUGUUUCCUUUUCAUGUGAAGAAUUCAAAAGGGUUCUGUGUUUUCUGCGAGCCUCUUUUGUAAAUGUCUUUCCAUCUGUUAAACUAUGUAUUUGUGCUGUAGAGCAGGUUUAACCUUGAAGGGAUGUGGGGCAAAUCAUGCACCACAGGAAGCAUCCAUAUAAUGGUUUAGAGGUGUGCCUGUCGAGCGAAACAAAGGCUUUACAUACGUUAUCGUUUGUGAUGCCUGCAUGCAAUGCUUUCACCCUUUUUUUGUUAAAGUACCUGUCAUUUUGUAGAUAUUUUAUGUUACUAGCGAGAAGUGGACACUACAUUUGUUGUUGUUUCAAGAGUUGACAUACCUACAAACAAGUAUUUUGUUGUUGCCAGUACAAAUAAAAUGAAAAUAAAAAUAAAAAUCAAGACUGCA